GCAAAGGGAAAAUCUUCUCCGUAGAGCUGACCUGGGGACAAGACAGUCACUGCGGGCUCCCUGAGUUGUGUGGUGCUCCUGGACCGGUUUUUGUCAUCUACUUGGUAGUUUUUUCCUAACCGCCUUUAACCAUGUCUGACGACGAAGAAGUUUAUUCCGAAGAGGAAGAGGAGGAGGAAGUCGUUGAAACGACAACUACAACUACAACCACCAAAGUCGAGGAAGGAGCCGGCGAUCCAGAAUUCAUCAAACGUCAAGAUCAAAAAAGAUCCGACUUGGAUGAACAGCUUCGUGAAUACAUCACAGAAUGGCGCAAACAGCGUGCCAAGGAAGAAGACGAACUCAAAAAGUUGAAGGAGAAACAAGCCAAGCGCAAAGUCACCCGUGCCGAUGAAGAAAGGAAAAUGGCUGAGCGCAAGAAGCAAGAAGAGGAACGUCGUGUCCGUGAAAUUGAAGAGAAGAAACAGCGCGACAUUGAAGAAAAGAGGCAACGUCUUGAGGAAGCUGAGAAGAAACGCCAGGCCAUGAUGCAGGCUUUGAAAGACCAGAACAAGAACAAAGGACCCAACUUCACCAUCACCAAGAGGGAUCCUUCGCAAAACCUCACCGCAGCGCAACUGGAGAGGAACAAGACCAAAGAGCAGCUGGAGGAAGAAAAGAAGAUUUCUUUGUCUAUUCGUAUCAAGCCUUUGGUUCUCGAUGGUCUCAGCGUAGAUAAACUGCGUGACAAGGCUCAGGAGCUCUGGGAGUGCAUCGUUAAGUUGGAGACAGAAAAGUACGAUUUAGAAGAAAGGCAGAAACGCCAGGAUUACGAUCUUAAAGAAUUGAAAGAAAGACAGAAGCAACAACUCAGACACAAAGCCUUGAAGAAGGGUCUGGACCCUGAAGCCCUCACUGGCAAAUACCCUCCCAAGAUCCAAGUAGCCUCAAAAUAUGAACGUCGCGUGGACACCAGAUCGUACGAUGACAAGAAGAAACUGUUUGAAGGUGGUUUUGAUCACCUUUUACUGGAACAUAGUGAAAAAGUCUGGAAAGAAAAGUAUGAAGAGUACUCGAGUAGGUCAAAAACCAAGCUUCCUAAAUGGUUCGGCGAACGACCAGGCAAGAAGAAGGGAGAACCUGAAACCCCUGAAGGUGAGGAAGAAGGCAAACCAACUGCUGAUGACGAUGAAGAUAUCAAGGAGCCUACAUUCGAACCUGAACCAGAGGAAGAAGAGGAAGAGGAGGAAGUUGAGGUAGAAGAGGAAGAGGAAGAAGAUGAGGAGGAAGAGGAAUAAAUUGAGAACUUCCUGGAUUAGACUACCAACAUGUUAUAACAUAAUGUUACCAUCAUUCGCUUUGCCAAAACUGUUUCCGUGAUGGUAUUGUUUAAAUCUUAUUUUAUUUUCAUUUCCAUCGUCUUAAUUUUUAAUUAUAAUAAUAAUAAAACUGUAUUUGUAAUCAUAUAAAUAUCAUUACAAGA
Molecule: messenger RNA, 1462 nt
Organism: Zophobas morio
Lineage: Eukaryota; Metazoa; Arthropoda; Insecta; Coleoptera; Tenebrionidae
Gene: TpnT
Product: troponin T
Exons: 10
Coding region: 132-1277 (381 amino acids)
Biological process (GO): regulation of muscle contraction; sarcomere organization; muscle contraction
Cellular component (GO): troponin complex
Molecular function (GO): tropomyosin binding
Source: RefSeq, a predicted model, not a curated record